AGGUUCAUUGUGAGCUUUGUGAAAUUAGCCUGUGUAAGGCCUGUGAAAAAGAGCACCGUUCUGAUUCAUCCAAAAGACACAUUAUUGUCCCAUACAGAGAUAGAGCUCCAGCUCCUAACUAUCCAAAAUGUCCAAAACAUUCUCAGAAUGAAUGUAAAAUUUACUGUGAUAAAUGUGUCCCAUCUGUUCUACCUGCAUCUCUUCUGAUAAACAUCACGGGCAUAAAACAACAGACAUUGUACAAAAACUCAGUUCUAAAACAAAGGAUUUAAAAAGAAAUUUAAAAGAACUAGAAACAAACAUAUAUGUCACUUACAAAGAAAUUGCAUUAGACAUCAAGGCUGAAAAAGCUUCUUUUGAAAAACAUUUUGAGAGACUGACAACAGCUGAUACAAAACAAGGAAAAGACUGGCGCAAAGAAAUUAACAUCAUUGUCAAGAAACAAAAAUCUGAAAUUGAUGAGAUGAAAACUAAACUCCUGGUUGCUCUUGAUGAACAUGAAAAGAAAAUAAAAAAGGAAAUUUCUGAAAUAAAUCAGAGCAUUCUUGACCUGAGGAAAAUACUGGACUCCAGUGAUAUCUCCCUAAACUUUGCAUACAAAUCCAGGAAUGCUGAAUUCAGAAGUUUGCCUCCUAAAAUCAAGGUUUCAUUUCCAGUUUUCUAUCCUCGCCAGAUCAACACAGUACAGCUCAAUCAAAUGUUUGGUUCCCUCUCAGAAUUUUCCAUUUCAACAGACGAACAUGGCAACAUCAUGAAAACACCAAUCAAAUCAUUGCUCGAUGAACCUGAGCUCAUCACCACCAUAGACACUGGCCUAAGACUACUCAGUAUUUCCUGUCUCAGUGAUGAAGAAAUCUGGACACGUGGAAAAGAUAAUAUGAUGAGACUUUACAACCUCCAGGGUGAACUACUGAAGUCAAUCAAAACCAGAUCUGAGAACACCCCACGUGACAUAGCAUUGACAAGGUGUGGAGAUCUAGUGUAUACUGACCUUGAUGAAAGAACUGUAAACAUAGUUAAGAAUGAUCAGACACAGGAAGUGAUCAGACUAAAGAGAUGGAUACCUUUCAAUGUCUGUAGUACCUCCUGUGGUGACCUUCUGGUUACAAUGGACAGUGAUGAUAAAGAACAAUCAAAAGUUGUCCGUUAUUCUGGCUCUACACAGAAACAAACAAUUCAGUUUGAUAGAAAAGGUAAACCUUUGUAUUCAUCUGAUUCCUUUAAAUAUAUGACUGAGAACAAAAAUCUAGAUAUCUGUGUAUCUGACGAUGGAGCCAAAGCAUUAGUGGUGGUUAAUGAGGCAGGAGAACUCCGAUUCAAAUACACUGGUCACCUCUCUUCAACCAAGGAAUCAUUUCAUCCAUCCGGCAUCACAACAGACAGCCAGAGUCAGAUCCUGAUAUCAGACGCUACCUACCAAUGUAUUCACAUCCUAGACUAUGAUGGACAUUUCUUUCGUUACAUUGAUAACUGCGAUCUAAACGUUCCAAAUUGUUUAUGUGUGGAUACUAGAGACAAUCUCUUUGUGGUUGAUUGGGGCAGUGGUAACUUGAAGAAAAUCAAAUAUAUGCAAACAAUUUGUCAAUAAAUAACACGUUGGAUGAGGCUGUUUU
Saccostrea echinata is the source of this 1613-nucleotide messenger RNA. RefSeq lists its product as uncharacterized. Gene Ontology annotation, biological process: protein polyubiquitination; negative regulation of translation; proteasome-mediated ubiquitin-dependent protein catabolic process. Bases 173 to 1588 code for a protein of 471 amino acids. The record is from RefSeq and is a predicted model, not a curated record. The transcript has a single exon. Gene Ontology annotation, molecular function: translation repressor activity; ubiquitin protein ligase activity. NCBI's taxonomy places the organism in Eukaryota, Metazoa, Mollusca, Bivalvia, Ostreida, Ostreidae.